UCUCCCCUUCUUCUUCUUCUUCUUCUACAUUAAUUUACUGCAUUCGGAAGGAUGAAUAAGAAUUUUAUCAGAAAAUCCUUAUCACUCCUUAGCAUCCGAGCCUACACUGCUCAGGCGGCGAAAAGAACACGCACCGCACAGAUAAAGUCGUCGCCGAUAAAAUUAACCGCGGAGGCAAUUCUCAACGCCGCCGGCGAUGAGAAAGAGCAAACAAAUUUCUGGAUGAGAGACCCCAAGACAGGAAAUUGGAUGCCACAGAACAAAAUCAACACAGAGGAAGCUGAUCCAGCCUUCCUCAGGGCCAAGUUCCUCCCUUCUUCCAACAAAUAGAAAUACAUAUAGAUUCAGCAAUUCAAUUUACUUCUAUUGUUCAAUCUCCUCCGAGUUUUAAUAUAUACUACUUUUUAGCAUCAUGUCAUAUAUUUCCGACAGUGUACUCAAAUCAGCUGGUUGGACAUCUGCUUGUCAGUUGUAAGUCCCCUCUGAUCUAGAGUUCAAUUACUCCCG
Messenger RNA from Phalaenopsis equestris, 507 nucleotides. RefSeq lists its product as uncharacterized. The transcript is spliced from 2 exons. The record is from RefSeq and is a predicted model, not a curated record. The coding region runs from base 52 to 330 and encodes 92 amino acids. NCBI's taxonomy places the organism in Eukaryota, Viridiplantae, Streptophyta, Magnoliopsida, Asparagales, Orchidaceae.